This is a messenger RNA of Oncorhynchus keta (chum salmon), 1993 nucleotides long. RefSeq names its product actin-like protein 6A. Bases 149 to 1453 code for a protein of 434 amino acids. Gene Ontology annotation, biological process: regulation of transcription by RNA polymerase II; nervous system development. The transcript has 14 exons. Gene Ontology annotation, cellular component: SWI/SNF complex; NuA4 histone acetyltransferase complex. The record is from RefSeq and is a predicted model, not a curated record. NCBI's taxonomy places the organism in Eukaryota, Metazoa, Chordata, Actinopteri, Salmoniformes, Salmonidae. Gene Ontology annotation, molecular function: chromatin binding.
UAGCGUGGUAAAGUCUGUAUGGCGGGGUUAGGUUGAUCCACGUUACUUAAUUUAUUUUGUUGUGAUAAAAGGUUUAGCUAGCUGCCGGGAAUUUUUCUUCAAUCGUAUUAACCAGAAAGUAAAAUUGUUUCGUGUAUAAUUUGCGAGGAUGAGUGGCGGAGUGUAUGGAGGCGAUGAGGUUGGAGCCCUAGUGUUUGACAUAGGCUCUUACACAGUGAGAGCCGGGUAUGCUGGAGAAGAUUGUCCCAAGGCCGACUUCCCCACGGUGAUGGGCGUGACCCUGGACAGGGAGGAUGGUAGCACCCCGAUGGAGACGGACGGCGGGGACAAGGGCAAGCAGGGCACCAACUACUUCAUCGACACCAACCAGCUGAGGGUGGCCCGUGAGAGUAUGGAGGUCAUGUCACCGCUCAAAAACGGCAUGAUCGAGGACUGGGACAGCUUCCAGGCCAUUCUAGACCACACCUACAAGAUGCACUUCAAGUCAGAACCCAGCAUCCAUCCUGUACUCAUGUCAGAAGCCUCGUGGAACACACGAGCCAAGCGGGAGAAGCUAACCGAGCUGAUGUUUGAGCAUUACAACAUUCCUGCCUUCUUCCUGUGCAAAACGGCGGUGCUCUCUUCCUUUGCCAAUGGACGAUCCACAGGGUUGGUGUUAGACAGCGGAGCCACACACACCACAGCCAUUCCAGUGCACGACGGUUACGUGCUUCAGCAAGGCAUCGUCAAGUCUCCCCUUGCUGGAGACUUUAUGAGCAUGCAAUGUAGAGAGCUAUUUCAAGAGUUAAAUGUUGAAAUAGUCCCUCCUUACAUGAUUGCAUCAAAGGUGAGACCUGCUAAAGAUGCUGUACGUGAUGGAACCCCAGCCAGCUGGAAGAAGAAGGAGAAACUACCUCAAGUCACCCGGUCCUGGCACAACUACAUGUGUAAUACUGUGAUUCAGGAUUUCCAAGCGUCCGUGCUGCAGGUUUCAGACUCGCCGUACGAUGAACAAGUUGCAGCCCAGAUGCCCACGGUUCACUACGAGCUGCCCAAUGGAUACAACUGUGACUUUGGGGCAGAGAGGCUGAAGAUUCCAGAAGGCCUUUUUGACCCUUCCAAUGCUAAGGGUCUGUCUGGCAACACCAUGUUGGGAGUCGGCCACGUGGUGACCACCAGUGUGGGAAUGUGUGACAUCGAUAUUCGGCCGGGUCUUUAUGGUAGCGUGGUGGUCACCGGCGGCAACACACUCAUCUCGGGCUUCACGGACCGACUCACCAGAGAACUCUCUCAAAAGACCCCCCCUAGUAUGAGACUGAAAUUGAUAGCCAACAACACAACGGUGGAGCGCAGGUUCAGUGCCUGGAUAGGAGGCUCCAUCUUGGCAUCACUAGGAACUUUCCAGCAAAUGUGGAUCUCAAAACAGGAGUACGAAGAGGGCGGGAAGCAGUGCGUAGACAGGAAGUGCCCUUGAUCGACCACCAACAGCAUCUGCUGCCUCCAGAACUCACAAUAACAUGUCUAGUUAAACCUUUUACUGUGAGCUCAGGAACGCCCAAGGACGGUAGUUCUGUCGAUUAAAAAAAAUGUUUUUUAAAACUGGAUGAUCGAAUCUGCCAUUAUCAUUUUUUGUAGAAAACAUGAACUAUAACGAACCAUUAUUCCAUAUUCCAUUGCUAUGAAAAGGGUGAAAGGCUGAGUUCCUUUUGACUCCAUCUUCAGUAUGCCAUUUUCAGUUUGUUUAUGGACCUUAUAUUCUGAUCUCAACCUUCUUGACAGGUACGAAACACUUGGUUAGUGUAUGUGUCUUAUCCAAUGGGUUGUCAGGUGAACGUUGAAGAUGCUUCUUGGAGGUGAACUAAUGAUGUCAUUUGAAUCGCUGUCAUUGAGUUGCUCACUGGACAAGACAAUUAUUCACUGAAAAUUAAAUGUCUUUCAUUUCACUUAUGUUGAUAUUUGAUUGGCUAUUUGCUGUCUUUUGAAAAUACAAAAAUAAAUAUAACUGUUUUAUGAA